GCAGAAAUUGCCCAGGGAGGCAGCCAAUUAGAUUUUGAUACGCAACCCAUGGUUGUCUUUCGGUGUAGCAAACGUUCUUCCCGCAUACGCUCUUUCACACUCUGAAAAGUGUUGUUUUUGCCUUACGUUUAAUGUUGAAACUCGAUAGUGUUGGUGUAUUAAACGCAUAUUAAUACUCAUAAGGUGUUCUCCAUUUCUCUGGCGGAUUGUGGCGGGCAGCUGAGAGGACGAACAUGUCGGGAAAGAGUUUUCGCGUUAGCGACGGGGACUGGAUCUGUCCCGAUAAAAAGUGUGGAAAUGUCAACUUUGCUAGAAGAACGAGCUGUAACAGAUGUGGCAGGGAAAAGACAACUGAAGCAAAGAUGAUGAAAGCAGGGGGUACAGAGAUUGGAAAGACCCUCGCUGAGAAGAGCAGAGGUCUCUUCAGUGCAAACGACUGGCAGUGCAAAACGUGUGGCAAUGUAAACUGGGCCAGAAGAUCAGAGUGCAACAUGUGUAACACUCCUAAAUAUGCCAAACUGGAGGAAAGGACAGGAUACGGUGGAGGAUUCAACGAGAGAGAGAAUUUAGUCUACAAUGAGCGAGAGGAAUCCGAUGGCGAGUACGAUGAGUUUGGGCGCAUAAAAAAGAAGUAUCGUGGGAAAAGUAAGAAGGACGUUGAAAAGAAAGAGGAACCAAAAAAAGAAGAGAAAAAUGACGAAGGUGAAGAUGACGAGGAUGACGACGAUGAAGAUGGAGAUCUUUCAAAAUACAAACUUGAUGAUGAUGAUGAUGAUGAUGAAGAAGAAGAAGACGAAGAUGAUGCAGAUUUGUCCAAGUACGAUUUGGAUGCUAGCGAUGAGAAGAAAGGGAGUCCCUCUGGCUCCUCACGCUCAUCUUCUCGCUCUUCCAGUUCAAGUUCCCGGUCUAGGUCCAGAUCCCGGUCCAGGAGCUCAUCCAGUUCCCGAUCUCGAUCUCGCUCUCGCUCUCGCUCUCGCUCCAGGUCCAAAUCCAGAUCCAGUUCCAGAUCAGGAAAAGGCUCGGCUUCCUCAAAGAAGAGGUCUCGUUCCCCUUCAUCAUCGCCUGAGGGAGGCCAGAAGAGGAGUCGUUCCAGGUCCUCCUCUGCGGGCCGCAAAAAAAGACGCGCACGAUCGCACUCGUCUGAAAGGCGCAGAGGCUCAUCCGGAUCAUCCCACUCUGGCUCAAGCUCAAAACAGAAAUGAUUAACACAAGAAACAAAUCUUUCUAAAACUGCAUGUUGUUUUUUCCAACUCCAGUUUUUUUGUGCUAUUGCAACAACCCAACUGUUUGAAUUCACAUUAAUUUCCAUGAAAAAAAAAAACCUUGCACACAUGUUCACUUAACAACUUCUCAAAAGUUUUAUUUUCUUCUUUUUUUUUUUUUUUUUUACAUCUAGCCAAAUCUUUCAACAGUAUAACUCAAGGUGUCUAUAGUGUAAGUGGGUUUACAGAGAAACAACUUUAAGUCUGUGACUGUAUAAAUGGCACAUAUCUCCUAGACUUCAAUUUAUGUGAAUUAUAUUGCAGAAAUAUUUUUAUCCAUCCAUUGUCAGACAUUACUGUAGUCCAAAAAAGUUUAUUAACAGAACAUUUGUUGAUUUAAAAAAAAAAAAAAAAAAAUACUCCUUGGAUGCUGGUUUUACAGUUCUUUUGUGAUGUGAAACACAAGAAAUGUUGAUGGCUUAAACAUUAUUUAACCAUUAUUUAACCACAUCAGCAAUGCCAGCAUCUGAAAGUUAUAGAGAUUUUCCUCUGAGGCAUAACAUUGCCUUAACUAAUUGUGCGUUAAAGGUAAGUAUGGGUUUUUUAUACUUUGUAGAGUUUUGUUUUCUUCUGGUAAGACAGAUGAAAUGUGAAAAACUUUUUCUUUUCUUUUUUUUUUGUCCUUUUUGUUAAUUUUAUGAUUCAUCACUUGUGGAAUUAAGAAACGUUUUAAGUGGACAAACUCAAAUUACCGAUAACGUAAAUUCCUGAUUUUCUUUUUUUUUUUCUGUGGUAAAAUUUGGAACAUGUAAUCUGAAAUAUUCAGCCCCUUCUGACGUAUGAAAUAUGAAAAUGUUUACUGUUCAUUAACAUGACUUGACAGUGUAAUCAACAUGAAUAAACACUUGUUAAUCUGAA
Molecule: messenger RNA, 2120 nt
Organism: Megalobrama amblycephala (Wuchang bream)
Lineage: Eukaryota; Metazoa; Chordata; Actinopteri; Cypriniformes; Xenocyprididae
Gene: zranb2
Product: zinc finger, RAN-binding domain containing 2
Exons: 10
Coding region: 234-1202 (322 amino acids)
Biological process (GO): RNA processing
Molecular function (GO): RNA binding; lipopolysaccharide binding
Source: RefSeq, a predicted model, not a curated record